GCGACCUAUAAAAGAGGGCACGAUGCCAUCAGUCAUCAGUUCAGUUUGAGGAUCAUGAAAUUCCUGACGGUCUUUGCAUUUGCCUGUGUGGCCACAUUUGUGGUGCUCCACGGCGCCUACGGCUCUCCACUGCCGGAGCCCGUUCCCGUUCCUGAACCGAGUCCCGUGGCCGAACCCAAGCCCAAUGGCGAUCCAGCUGCCAAUCCUGGAACUGCAGCCAACCCAAGCGGAGGACCAGCUGAGAAGCCCAAGCCAAAGGCUGACGAGAUUCCCAAUGCCGUGCCACCGGCAUCUCUGCGGACCUCCGCAAUUGAUGACAACUUGGUGGUUCCGCUGCUAGAAGCUGCUCCCCAAAAGCAGGACGAAGUUCAGGCCGAGCCCCAACAGGCUUAGUGGGCGGAUGACCCCACACCAAGGAGCAGCAGCAGCAGCUUAAUCCAACUGGAGCCUGCGCACCCGCACACAAGGGAGACACACACACACAUAUAUACUAAUCUCCUGUAUUUAAUGUAUGCAUUUAUGUAUUCCAACUUCAAGCAUGGGCAUUAAAAAAUUGCAAAAAAAAUUA
Messenger RNA from Drosophila santomea, 568 nucleotides. RefSeq names its product procyclic form-specific polypeptide B-alpha. The record is from RefSeq and is a predicted model, not a curated record. The transcript is spliced from 2 exons. Bases 55 to 393 code for a protein of 112 amino acids. NCBI's taxonomy places the organism in Eukaryota, Metazoa, Arthropoda, Insecta, Diptera, Drosophilidae.